Messenger RNA from Exaiptasia diaphana, 2025 nucleotides. RefSeq lists its product as uncharacterized. The transcript has 9 exons. Gene Ontology annotation, molecular function: wide pore channel activity. Bases 138 to 1847 code for a protein of 569 amino acids. Lineage: Eukaryota; Metazoa; Cnidaria; Anthozoa; Actiniaria; Aiptasiidae. The record is from RefSeq and is a predicted model, not a curated record. Gene Ontology annotation, cellular component: membrane.
CAGGUAUUUUCUCUGGACUGCAGUACUGAGCACAGCCUGCAGCAAGAAAAUAGCUGAGACCAGUGCUGAAAAGGACAAUCCACUUUCUCUAGUGACCAAGAAUAGCUCAGAGAUAGAUUGCCUGUCUUAAAGCAAGUAUGAAGUACGUGUUGGCACUUUUCAUUGUUGGUGCUUCUUUCACUCUCAUCUCAACGUCGUCAUCACUAAUAAAAAAUGCAACUUCUACAAAAGAUGAAGACGAAAUGUCAGAUGAUUCGCCUCUCCCUAGCCCAGCUGGUCUUUCUUUUAUUGGCAGUGGCUACGAUCUUAUAAGAGGAAACCCCGAUGGUCAGGAUAUCGCAAAUGGCGGUGUCGAUCCAGGGUUGCUCCCUGCUAAGAGGAUUCUUAGACUCUCUUAUAAGGAAGAUAAGAGAUCAGACAACAAUAAGUAUCUUGUACCAGAUCAAAUUCGGUUUACUGUUCGCGAUUCCUGCGUUUCAACGAAAAAACACGACAUUGUUGCUAACAGCGCGGCUUAUCAAAAAGAACUUAAAGUCAGCGUCUCAGUUGAGGCGGAAUACGAGGGACUUUGGAGUGCUGCUUUCUCGGCCAGUGCAAGCUAUGAGAACAUGAAUAAAGCGACUACAGACAGUGAAAAGGUCUUCUAUGAAGAAAGAACGGUUUGCAUCAAAGGCAAUGCGGAGUAUUUCAUUGACAUGGCGUUUCAAGAAAUUUUCUCCGUGUCGGAAGCAUUUGCAAGUGCUGUGUGCAACCUCCCACCACUGUAUAGUGAAAAGACAUAUACAUCUUUCCUUAAGGCAUGGGGAACGAAUGUUGUCAUCGGAGCAGAUCUUGGAACCAAAGAAAUACUGCGAAUCACAUCAUCCAAGUCUGCGUUCACAAGUUAUGCUUUGACAAAUUACGCUGGCUCUGUUUCAGCGUCAGGAGGCUAUGGAGGAGGUAGUGCCUCAGUAACAGUAGACGUUGAGUCUGUUAGUGAAAAGAUGAAAGCUGGCUCAAAAUUUGGUUCUGAGGAGGAAAAGUUCAAAAUAGGUGGAGGAAACAUGCCAGAGCCAAUUGCUAUUCGAUUGAUAUCAAUCCAAAAGAUGUUUGAUGUCAAACUCUACAGUGCUUACAAAGACACAAGAAAUUCAAGAAUUCCCUGCCGUUUCUCCAGAAGACUGCUAAGCAAACGAUCUAAAAAUAUCAUAAAGGCUCUUGAAGUCUAUCCGUCAACCCUUAACGUCAGGCUACCCACAGAUUGUCCCGACAGCAAAGAUUUUGUUUGGAGGACUGGAGGCUAUUAUCAAGACUGCGAGGAUGAUGACAAUUCCAACGACCAGUCCCCUGGCAAUCAUCUUGGCAUAAUUAAUGGGAGAAACGCCCGACAAGACUUCUGCGUAAAAACUCAAGAAACUCCAUCUCAUAUGUCAUGGCCCAAAGGAUCGUAUUGCAUAGCAAAGAAAGGGAAUUGUCCUGACGGAUUCGCUGAAGGAGGCAUUCGCUGGGACGAUGAAGAUGAUGAUAACGAAAACAAACACAAUGGUGUUCUUCCCGAUGGUUUAGAGGGCAAAAUAAUUGCACUCAGUGGACCAAAUACUGUCAUCGACUUCUGCUGCCGUAAAGAUGAUUUCCCAUCCAAUCCCAUCUAUUUACCAUCCAGUGUGCCCUUCCUACUGUACAAGGCAAAGGACGGCAUUUGUCAGCAAGUCUAUGGAAUGACGGCAAUGGAAGAAUGGGCCWAWUGGGAUUUGGAGGAUGAUAAUAACGAAACCGAUAAAGCAAAAAGUGUCCCGUUUGGCGACAUUGGCAGUAACAUCAGGCUGUUCUACUGCUAUUACCAGCCUAACUGGUGGAGCACACCAUAGAUGAAUCGUUUCAACGAAUUCACAUAACACGGAAAUAAUAUGCAUGCAUAAAGAGGAAUAAGCGGCUUCAUCGUUAGAUCUAUUAAACGAUUAAGGCACAGGUUGUGUACCACAGUCCAAAACCUCCUUAUUACGAGGAAUGAAAACAAUUAAAUAAAAUGGCAAWGGCAAUCAUAAA